Cavia porcellus (domestic guinea pig) is the source of this 10163-nucleotide messenger RNA. It is a transcript of the gene Fbn3, whose product is annotated as fibrillin 3. Lineage: Eukaryota; Metazoa; Chordata; Mammalia; Rodentia; Caviidae. The coding region runs from base 1 to 8583 and encodes 2860 amino acids. The transcript is spliced from 57 exons. Gene Ontology annotation, molecular function: calcium ion binding. The record is from RefSeq and is a predicted model, not a curated record.
AUGAAGUCCAACCCACAGUUUGAGCCCGGCCCCUGGGUGGUGUCGACUGUUUACACAGCCCUGGAUGGGGGGCCCCCCUGCUCCGAGGUGCGAAGGCGCCCGCCUCCCCCACUCCUCCGCGCCCACUCCGGGCCGGGAGCGCAGGCGGUGGGGUCGGCCUCGAGCCCCGCCUUCCAGCCCCGGGCCCCCCAGGGCCGCCUCGCAGUGUGCACCCCGCGCGACCGCGGACGCUGCGAGCCCCCGCGUGCGCGCCCCGCAGGCGGGGCCGGCCGCGUGGUGGCCCCGGGCUCCUGCAUCCGGGCCCUGCGGGUGGCCGCGCAGCCCUCUGACCCCGGGACGCCCCCUCCUCGUGCGCGCAGCCCCGGGCUUUGCGGAAUGAAUGAGCCGCGUGGGCGCGGGGAGCCCGGGGGUGCGGGUCCGGCCCCGGCCAGCCUGGGGACCCCGGCCCUGUCCCCACCCCUGCGGGCCGCGAAGUGCGCAGGGGACCAGAAGGGGCCCCGCAGGCCGUGUGGGCUGGCCGCCCUCCGUGCCACCGAGUUCUCCGCCUCCUUCCGGGGCUCGGGGGAGCAGUCCAGGCCCCCGCCCCUUCCACUCCUCCUGCCCAGGACCGAGCGGUUGCCUCCUGGUGGCCAGAGGGCGUCGCCCCCAUCCUGCUGCCCAGCCUUCAGUUUGCCCAUCUUCGAACAAGGAGACAGAGGUGCUGGAGGGCUCAACAUGGCCUGGGGACCCCCGGCUCCGCUGCUGCUGGCGUGGGUGGCCCUAUCCUGUGUGGCAGGUGGCAUCGGUCACUGGGACAGGGCCGUGGGACCUGCAGGUGCUGGCCGCGUGCGGAGGCGAGGCAGCCCCAGUGUCCUGCAGGGGCCCAACGUGUGUGGCUCUCGUUUCCAUGCCUACUGCUGCCCUGGCUGGAGGACGCUGCCCGGUGGGAGCCAGUGUGUCGUGCGUGAGUGCUGGUGCCAUCAGGAAGUCGGGGUGCAGGCAGUGGGUUCUGCCCCAGCUGCCAGCAAACCCAGCCCCUUUUGCUAUCAGCUCCCGGGCACCUCAGACGGGAGGGCACACGGGACUGGUCCAUGCCCUGUCACUCGGGCUGGCCGCUGGGUGAAAAGACUGCUCGGUGCUUGCAGCUUCUGCGGGAGCCCCUGUCACCCACCCCGUCCCUCCACAGCCGUCUGUGACCAUGGCUGCCACGACGGGGGACGCUGCAUUGGGCCCAACCACUGCGCCCGCGUGUGUGGCUUCCUGGGGUCGCAGUGCGAGAGAGACUACCGGACAGGGCCCUGCUUUAGCCAAGGGGGACCCGAGGGGUGCCAGCACCGGCUGACCGGCCUCGUGUGCACCAGAGCGCUCUGCUGUGCCACCGUGGGCCAGGCCUGGGGCCUCCCGUGCGAGCUCUGCCCUCCGCAGCCACACCCCUGCCGCCGAGGCUUCCUUCUUAACAUCCACACGGGGGCCUGUCAAGAUGUGGAUGAGUGCCGGGCCAUCCCGGGGCUGUGCCAGGGGGGCACCUGCGUGAACUCUGUGGGCUCCUUCGAGUGCCGCUGCCCACCCGGACACCGGCUCAGUGCGAGUGGCGUGAUGUGUGAAGAUCUGGACGAGUGUCUCAGUGUCCCGAGCCUGUGCUCCGGGGGCCACUGCACUAACACAGUCGGGAGCUACACGUGCACCUGUCCCCGAGGCUUUGCCAGCAGCCUGGAUGGCACGCGCUGCCUGGAUCUCCGCAGGGGCACCUGCUUCUUGGUGCUCUUUGGGGGUCGCUGUGCUGUGGACCUCCUCGGCCAUUACACCCGCAGGCAGUGUUGCUGCGAUGGGGGCCAGUGCUGGGCGGCUGGCUCAGCCCCAGAGCUGUGUCCCCCCAGGGGCUCGGAUGGAUUCCAGCGGCUGUGUGUCCAGGGGGUUCUGCCUCCGACUGCCCACCUGGGUCCUCUCCCUGCUUUCCCAGGCUUCCAGUCCAGCGGCAGGGGUCCUGCCCUGGGGCCUGCACCACACGGCCCCUACGGAUCCAGUGGGCGUGGGGUCCCCCGCCCAGGCCCUGUUAACUCCCACGUGGGUGAGGCUCGGGACUUGGAAGGGGGACCUCUGGACCGAGGGAGAGGUACAGCCACCCUGAACCAGACGGGCAACGUCUGUCACCACUUCACCGACCUGUGCCCCAACGGCCGCUGCCUGCCCACCCCCUCCAGCUACCGCUGCGAGUGCAAGCCCGGUUACUCCCUGGACGGGCGGGGCGUGUGCAUCGACGUGGACGAGUGUGUCGGUGGCGGCAGUGGCCUCUGCCGCCUGGGCCGCUGCGUCAACACGGAGGGCAGCUUCCGGUGUGUGUGCAGCGUGGGCUUCGAGCUGAGCCCCGACGGCAAGAGCUGCGUGGGUGAGUGGAGACCUCGGCCCUGCGCCCUCACUGUGCCCUCCCUGUGGGGUCUCCCUGCUCCCCUCUCAGCCCCCAGCAUUGCAGCUCGGGUACCAGGGUCCCCUGUCCUCCUCCACGGGGAUUUAUGGGCGGUCAACUGUGUGCUCCUGGGACCAGGGAGGCCGAGACAGCGGGGCUGCGGGCUGGGCGGGUCAGGACCUUGGAGAGCGCCCGGCCUCUGCUCCCGGUGUGCGUGGGCUGGUACCCCAGCGCGGGGGAGGCUCUGCACUGUAGUUUUUUGGUUGUUGUUGGUUUGGUACUGGAAGUCGAGCUCAGGACCUUGUGCUUGCCAGGCAGCUCCUUUGUGGCUGAGCUCCUUCCCUGGCCUGCCUGCUGAAUCCCAGGUGCUCUGCAGCGGUGGGCUGGGCAUCAUCGCGGUGUUCUGGGUACUCGGGACCCAGCCGCUCACACUGCGGCCCGGGGAGGACUGCUGCGGCCCGGGGGAGGACGGCCUGGCAGAGGUGGGCAGUGUCGCUGUGGCUGCCGUGACUGUGAAUCCCAGUCCCACUGGCUUCAGCCUCAGAGACGUGGACGAGUGUGCCCUCAACGCCUCCCUGUGUGACCACGGGCAGUGCCGCAACAGCCCGGGUAGCUACACCUGCUCCUGCCCACAGGGCUUCACCUUCCGGCAGGACACAGAGACCUGUGAAGAUGUGAACGAGUGCGAAUCCUUCCCGGGCGAGUGUUGGAGCGGGCGCUGCAUCAACACCGAGGGCUCCUUCCUCUGCGAGUGCUCCCUGGGAUGGUCGCUGGACGCCUUGGGCCGCGGGUGUGUGGACGUGAGGCUGGAGCCCUGCUUCUUGCACCCGGGCGAGGGUGACUGCGGGGUCCCCCUGCCCGGCAAGUACCGGAAGGACGUCUGCUGCUGCUCCGUGGGAGCCGCGUGGGGAGCCGAGUGCGAGUCCUGCCCGGAGCCUGACAGCCCGGAGUUCCCCAGCCUGUGUCCCCGAGGGCGCGGCUUCUCCGGGCACGACCUCCUGUCAGGCCGACCCAUGUACCAAGAUGUGGACGAGUGCGGGGCGUUCCCAGGGCUCUGCGCCCGCGGCUCCUGCCGCAACACGGCCGGCGGCUUCGCCCUGGACGCCCGCGAGAGGAGCUGCAGGGACAUUGAUGAGUGUCGCAUCUCCCCCGACCUCUGCGGCCAGGGCACCUGCGUCAACACCCCGGGCAGCUUCCAGUGCAGGUGUUUCCGCGGCUACGCGAGCGGGCCCCUGCUGAUGAGGAGCUGCGUGGAUGUGGACGAGUGUGCAAGGGACCCACUACUGUGCAGGGGAGGCACCUGCACCAACACGGAUGGGAGCUACGAGUGCCAGUGUCCCCCCGGACACACGCUGACAGCCGAGGGCACUGCCUGUGAGGACGUGGACGAGUGCGCCCUGAGCAGCAGCCUGUGUCCCCACGGCCGCUGCAUCAACGUCGUGGGCGCCUUCCAGUGCUCCUGUGACGCCGGCUUCCGGGCCAGCCCUGACCGCCAGCGCUGCGUGGAUGCUGACGAGUGCGGAGUCCGGAACGGCGGCUGCGCGGUGCACUGCGUUAACACCGAGGGCAGCUUCCGGUGUGGCUGCGGCCAGGGCUACGCGCUGCUGCCCGACGGGAGGGCGUGCGCAGAUGUGGACGAGUGCAAAGAGAACCCGGACAUCUGUGGCCAGGGGCAGUGCGCCAACGUGCCGGGAGCCCACCGCUGCCUGUGCAACGAUGGCUUCACGGCCACACCGGACAUGAAGACGUGUGUUGAUGUGAAUGAGUGUGAUCUCAACCCCCACAUCUGUCUCCAUGGCAACUGUGAGAACACAGCCGGAUCCUUUGUCUGCCACUGCCAGCUGGGCUACAUCACCAGGAAGGGGGCCACGGGCUGCUCGGAUGUGGAUGAAUGUGAGCUUGGGGGACAUAACUGUGACGGCCACGCCUCCUGCCUCAAUGUCCCCGGCUCCUACCGCUGUGCCUGUCAGCAGGGGUUCACUGGAGACGGCUUCUCCUGCGAAGACAGGGACGAAUGCGCCGAGGACAUGGACCUCUGCGAGAACGGGCAGUGCCUCAAUGUCCCCGGCGGAUACCGCUGUGAAUGCGAGAUGGGCUUCGGCCCCACGGAAGACCACGGAGGAUGCCAGGAUGUGGAUGAGUGCGCCCUGGGAAACUUCUGCGCCUUUGGGAGCUGUGAGAACCUACCCGGCUUCUUCCGUUGCGCAUGCGCGGAUGGCUAUGCGCUGGACCGCGGUGGUGGCAACUGCACAGAUGUGAACGAGUGUGCAGACCCCGUGAACUGUAUCAACGGCCUCUGCGUCAACACCCCCGGGAGCUACCUGUGCCGCUGUCCCCGGGACUUCGAGCUGAACCCCAGCGGGGUGGGCUGCGUGGACCCCCGGGCUGGGAGCUGUUUCCUGGACACUCACGACCGCGGGGACGGCGGCCUCUCCUGUGGUGCCGAGGUCGGAGCUGGCGUCACCCGAGCCUCCUGCUGCUGCUCCUUGGGCCGGGCUUGGGGCAGCCCCUGCGAGCUGUGCCCCACGGCCAACUCCACCGAGUACAGAACUUUGUGCCCAGGCGGUGAGGGCUUCCGGCCCAACCUCCUCACUGUCAUCCUGGAAGAUAUUGAUGAGUGCCAGGAGCUGCCAGGGCUGUGCCAGGGAGGCAACUGUGUCAACACCUUUGGCAGCUUCCAGUGUGAGUGCCUGCCUGGAUACCACCUCCAUCAGGAAACCCGCCGCUGUGAGGAUAUCGAUGAAUGCUCCGGACACUCGGGCAUCUGUGGCCCUGGCACAUGCUACAACACCCUGGGAAACUACACCUGCGUGUGCCCGGCAGAGUACCUGCAGGUCAACGGUGGCAACAACUGCAUGGACAUGAGAAAGAGCAGCUGCUUCCGGCGCUAUAAUGGCACCUGUGGGAACGAGCUGGCCUUCACCGUGACCCGGAAGUUGUGCUGCUGCGCCUACAACGUUGGCCAGGCCUGGAAUAGGCCCUGCGAGGCCUGCCCCCGCCCCGCCAGCUCCGACUACCAGCUCCUGUGUGGGAAUCAAGUUCCGGGCUUCGCCGUCGACGUCCACACAGGGGCGCCCACGGACAUUGAUGAGUGCGGGGAGAUCCCAGGCCUGUGUACCCGUGGCGUCUGCAUCAACCAGAUUGGAAGCUUCCACUGUGAUUGCCCCUUGGGCUUUGAGUACGACAGUGCCCUGCUGGCCUGCAAAGGUCAGAACGAGUGUCAGGAGAUCCCCCAUGUCUGUAUCCAUGGCGACUGCGUGGACACAGAGGGCAGCUACAUCUGUCUGUGUCACCGCGGCUUCCGAGCCUCGACAGAUGGGACCCUCUGCGUGGACCUUGAUGAGUGCAAGCAGCAGCCGUGUGGAAACGGGACCUGCAGGAACACCGUGGGCUCCUACACCUGCCUCUGCUCCCCUGGCUUCACAGCGACACGCAGCGGGAACUGUGUUGACAUCGAUGAGUGUCGCACCAUGGCUGGGCAGGUGUGUCCAAUGGGACAGUGUCUCAAUACAGCUGGCUCCUUCCACUGUCUCUGCCAGGGUGGUUUUGAGCUUGCACCCGAUGGGAAGAACUGUGUGGACACAAACGAGUGUCUCACGCUCACGGGAACCUGCCUGCCAGGCACCUGCCAGAAUCUCCAGGGAUCCUUCCGCUGCAUCUGCCCCCCUGGCUUCCAGGUGCAGAGCAACCACUGCGUGGACAUCAACGAAUGCUUGGAGGAGCCCAACCUCUGCCUUUUUGGCACCUGUACCAACAGUCCCGGGAGCUUCCAGUGCCUCUGCCCGCUUGGCUUUAUCCUCUCUGACCAUAGGCACCGAUGCUUUGACACGCGGCAGAGCGUCUGCUUCACCCGCUUUGAGGCCGGGAAGUGCUCCGCGCCAAAAGCUCUCAACACCACCAAGACCCGGUGCUGCUGCAGCAGGAGCCCCGGGGAGGGCUGGGGCGAGCCCUGCGAGCUGUGUCCGCAGGAGGGCGGCGCUGCUUUCCAGGAGCUCUGCCCCUUUGGCUAUGGGGCGGUCCCAGGCCCCGGGGACGCUAGAGAAGAUGUGGACGAGUGCGCCGAGAACCCCGGCGUCUGCGGUCAUGGCCUCUGUGUCAACACCGAUGGCUCCUUCCGCUGCCAGUGUCCCUCGGGCUACAGCCUGGACCCCGCGGGGCUCGGCUGUGUGGACACAGAUGAGUGCUCCGCAGGGAAGCCUUGCGGGGAAGGCACGUGCACCAACGUCAUCGGGGGCUUCCAGUGCACCUGCGCCGUCGGCUUCGAGCCUGGCCCGGCUGCCACCUGCAAGGACAUCGACGAGUGCUCGCUGAACCCAUUACUCUGUGCCUUCCGCUGCCGCAACACGGAGGGCUCCUACCUGUGCACCUGCCCGGCUGGCUAUGCCCUGCGGGAGGAUGGGGCCACGUGCAGAGAUGUGGACGAGUGUGCAGACACCUCACAGGACUGCCAGGCCCGCGGCAUGCUGUGCAAGAACCUCAUUGGCACCUUUGAGUGCAUCUGCCCUGUGGGCAUGCGGCCCCAGCCCGGCUCUGGGGAGGGCUGCACAGAUGAGGACGAAUGCCAUACCCAGCCCAGCAUCUGCACCCACGGCCACUGUGUCAACACCGUGGGCAGCUUCAGGUGUGACUGUCACAAAGGCUUCCAGCCCAGUCCGACCCUCACUGAGUGCCUCGAUGUCCGGCAAGGGCUCUGCUUCUCCGAGGUGCUGCAGGCUGUGUGCCUGGCCCACUGGAGCAGCGGCGAGGCGGUGUCCAGGGCCAUGUGCUGCUGCGGGGGUGGCCGAGGCUGGGGCCCCAGCUGCGAGCUCUGCCCUCUGCCUAGCACCUCUGCCUACAAGAAGCUGUGUCCUCAUGGCUCAGGUUACUCUGCUGAGGGACGAGAUGUGGAUGAGUGCCGUGUGCUCGCACACCUGUGCACUCACGGUGAGUGUAUCAACAGCAUCGGCUCCUUCCACUGCCACUGCCAGGCCGGGUACAGGCCAGACACCACCGCCACUGCCUGCCUGGAUGUGGAUGAGUGCAGCCAGGACCCCAAGCCAUGUUCCUUCCACUGCAAAAACACCGAGGGCAGCUUCCUGUGCACCUGCCCCCGGGGCUACCUUCUGGAGGAAGACGGCCAGGCCUGCAGAGACCUGGACGAGUGCUCUACUCGGCAGCACAACUGCCAGUUCCUGUGCGUCAACACCGUGGGCGCCUUCACCUGCCGCUGUCCCCCUGGUUUCACUCAGCGCCAGCAGGCCUGCUUCGACAACAACGAGUGCUUGGCCCAGCCCAGCCCAUGUGGUACCCGUGGACGCUGCCUCAAUGCCCCAGGCAGCUUCCACUGUGAGUGCUACCAAGGCUUCACUCUGGACAGCUCAGGCCAUGGCUGCAAAGAUGUGGAUGAGUGUGAUGAACCCCACCGCUGCCGCCAUGGCUGUCAGAAUGAGGUGGGGGGCUACCGCUGCAGCUGUCCCCAGGGAUUCACCCAGCACUCCCAGUGGGCACAGUGUGUAGAUGAGAACGAGUGUGCUGUGUCACCCGCGGCUUGUGGCAGUGCCUCCUGCCACAACACCCUCGGUGGCUUCCACUGCGUCUGCCCCUCCGGCUUUGACUUUGAUGAGACCCUCGGGGGCUGCCAGGAUGUGGACGAGUGCGCUGGGCAGGGUAGCCCUUGCAGCUACAGCUGUGCCAACAUGGAGGGUGGCUUUCUAUGCGGCUGCCCCCAAGGCUACUUCCGGGCUGGGCAAGGGCACUGUGUCUCUGCCCUGGGCUUCAGCCCUGGACCCCAGGAAGCUCCAGAGGAGGAGCCACUCUCUCCAGAAGCCUGCUAUGAAUGCAAGAUCAAUGGCCUCACCCCUCGGGACCGGCCACCACGCAGUGUCCAUGAGGGCCACCAGUUGAGCAUGGCCACCCUUGACGCCGAAGUCCCCCUGACCUUGGGCCUGAAACUCUCCUGCCUGACCCAAGCCGAGCACAUCUUGGAGCUGCGCCCUGCUCUACAGGGGCAGGGAGUCAGAUAUGUCGUCGCCCGUGGCAACGGGCAAAGUUUCUUCCGCAUGGUGCACCGCAGCGGGCUCAGCUCCCUGCAACUGGGGCCGCGGAGGCCGGGGCCCGGAAAGUACCAGCUGGAGGUGGUGAGCGUGGCAGGGUCCCAGGGCAGUCCACACGGACCUCAGGGCCGGGCCUUGUGGCUGAAGGUGCAAUUGCAGCUCCUCUAGUAGGGAGGAGCCUCGAAGGGGCCCUAGCCUCCCUAUGGGGGGUUCUGGAACUAGGGGGACUGCUCCCCAGCAGCGAUGCGUGACCAGGUCAAACGCCGAAACUCAGGAAGAGCGGCACACCACACUCUGACCUCAGAUGACGAGCCCAGCCUGUGCCCACGCCCUCUGCGGCAGCCCAGGGAACUCAGCCACUGUCUUUCCUGGAGACACCCAGCUGCUGCCGGGUACCCCUCCCCACCAGGCCGUGAGGGUCCCCAGGGGCACAGCCUCUGGUCAAUCUCAGGCUUAAACUUCUGUACUGCACUGUGGCUCCCCGUGCCCUGCCAGGGACUGGCAGGACACUAGGACGGGUGGCUGGGGUGGGUGGUGGGCGAGGGGCUCCUCCCUCAGGGCAGAAAAGGGAACUCCAGUGUCCUUCUCUCCCAAAGGCAGUGAUUCCACUGCUCCCUGUUCGUCCCCCUGGGUCCUGGACCUGGGUCCCAAGGGUGCUUUUAUAUCUGAAGUGGAGACAAUGAUAAAAUUAUUUUGGGUUAAAUCAGUCUGUCUUUUGGCAAGUGUUCGAAUAAGAUACUGCCCUCAGGACUUCCUGCAUGGGGGGGGCAGCAUCCCAAGGGACCCGUUAGUUCCACCAAUGUCACCCCCAUACAUUUGGCACUCCCCCAGAGCCCGGCAAUGAAUGGCAGCGGCCGGGACAGCUCAUGGCCCCCACUCUAUGCACCAGACACCUCUUCGAAUACCUUGUAAUUGCGGACCUCUUCUAACAUCUCAUGAAACAGAUGUGUCUUUAUAUUCCCAUUUUACAGAGAGGGAAACUAAGACUCCAAGAGGUUAAGUAACUCCGCCAAGGAAGGUCAGGUCAAAUGGAAAGCCAGACAGCUGUGCCAGCAUGCUGAGUUUUUUGUUUUUUGUUUUUUGAGGCCUCAAACUACCUUGGCAUCCCUAAGAGACAGGGGGAUGUUUGAUUUUCCCCCAGGACAUUCUGUGAUGUACUGGGACUGAGGCUGACUCCUCUAGUACCUGAUCGAGGCCUCCAUUCCUAUCCCAGCACUUGGGAGGCUGAGGCAGGAGGAUUGCUGCAAGUUUGAGACCACCCAAGGCUACAAAGUGAGCUCAAAGCCACCUGAACUGUUUAGUGAGACCCUGCCUUAAGUAGUAAAAAAAAAGGGGGGGGCACCAUCCCUGCCUGGACACUGACUUACCUGUGGCCUCUGCGCAGCCAGGACAGCUUGUGGAGAGAGCAGUUUUCCAACUCUUAGCCAAGUGGACCCUCAGAGCCCCAGAAGCUGGGCAGGGCAAUGCAAUGAUGAUCCGUUGUAUAGAUAAACAGCUCCACAGAGACUUGCCCUGGGAAGCUGUGCAUUCUGAGGGCUGGGAACACAGAUCUGGGGGUGAGGGUGGAUCCCAUGGGUGCCCCAUAGUAAAACACGACAGGUGUGGAAACAAGAACCACCUCAAAAGUUUAAACAUUGUGGGCCAGGGCUGGGGGUUUAGCUCAGCGACAUAAGUGCCUGCUUGGCAACACAAAGUCAUGAGUUUGAUCCCCGGUACCAAAAUAAAAAUAAAAAAAAAGUAGCUCUCUU